UUCAAUGUGCUUGUGUGUGAGUGUGUGUGUGAGUUCGAUCCAGUACAACUCUUUGCACAUUGUUAUUCUCCUCCUUUUCUCAACUCAGCUGCCACAACUUCUCCCCCUACCACACCACCACCAGUGCCAGGUUUGAACGAUAAUGUGUGAAUCCGAAGAUUAAACUGUUUUUUUUGUGUAGGGAAUAUAGAAAAUGUUCGUAGUCCUGGUUGUGGUAGGAUGGAGUGGGAUGCUGCAGACGGAGGUGUUGGAGGACUCUCCUACAAGAUAAGGUUCUACAGUGGCCAAAGUUUUGGUUCCACUCCCUCAUCCCAGAGGAUUGUCCUCUCCUCUCCUACCAACUCUCUCUCCUUCACUGACCAGGAUGUACCAACCCAGCGUCCACUUUAUGCUAUUAUCAAAGGUAGAAACAGCAACGGUGUGCAUUCAACCUCUUGGUCAACACCAAUAGUGGCAGCAGAGAUUGGCUGUCCUUGACAGACAAAGCAUGAUCGAUCAUUUUGCUCUAA
Messenger RNA from Geodia barretti, 509 nucleotides. The record is from the annotation of a GenBank genome assembly. Lineage: Eukaryota; Metazoa; Porifera; Demospongiae; Tetractinellida; Geodiidae.